UGUUUGUUUUCUUGAAGAGGAGUGUCCCAUCAGCUUCAGCACUCCAAAGGGGCCCGACUGCUGGACACAAUAGGGCAGAGAGAACAACAGAGCGUGGAGUUGGAGCCAAUUGAAAAUGCAAAGAAACUAGACAGGCAGGAGGGGAUUCUUCAGAGUGGAAUUAGAGCAGAGCACGGGGGUGACUGUAUCUCGCUGAAAACACUACGGGGAUGACUGUAAACCAGAAGAAUCCUGUUUUAGCAAAAAGCCAAGGGACAGCACAUAAAACAGGCAGCGGGGAGAUAAAGCAGUGAGCAAGGGAGCGUGGUUGAUGGAGGCACAGGCUGGUGCCCGGCUGGAGGAAUGUCAUGGCUCCACUUGUGAUUGGCUGGGGAAUGGAGGAGUCAGUUUUCACGGGGGCUGAUCAAAAAGUUCCCUUUUGCUCUCCGAAGUUGCUGUCUGAGCAGAGGCAUCGGGAAGAGGAGGCCGGUCGCUCUAACAUUCUUCAGGAAAGCGACUUAAAUGAAACGAGCAGGCUGCUCUAUCCAAGGACAUACAGCCAAGAACAGCCGCUGGGAAGCCGUUUUCCUGCUUUUUCCCCCCAACUCCUACAGUUGAACAGCUCUCAUUUCUGGCAUGCGUCUCAUCUCUCAGGAUACUAUGUCACAGUAUUCUACUAACUUUCUCUUGCUCCCCAUACCAGAGUACCCUGUGUUAGACUGUGUGCCCAACAAAAUCAUCAAGCUGGUGGUAUUGGGUGGCAGUAGCGUUGGCAAGACAGCCCUCGUUGUGCGUUUUCUCACCAAGAGAUUUAUUGGAGAUUAUGAAGCCAACACUGGUGCUUUGUAUUCAAGAAAGUUCACCAUAGAGGGCGAACAGAUCUCCCUACAGGUGCAGGAUACUCCCUUUGUUUCACUGGAGGAUGACACUGACAGCAUCUGCUGCCAAGAGCAGAUAAACCGCUCGAUCUACUGGGCAGAUGGCUUCGUGCUGGUGUUCUCCAUCACGGACUACGACAGCUACCGCCUCAUCCGGCCCCUCCACCACCACAUCCGCAAGAUCCACCCCAACGCCAACAUCCCCCUGCUCCUGGUGGCAAACAAAGGAGACCUCCUGCGAGCCAGGCAGGUGUCCUCCAAAGAAGGACUCCAGCUGGCCAGUGAACUGGGAGGUACUUACUAUGAAGUCUCAGCCCGGGAGAACUGUGAGGGAGUGCACGAAGCCUUCCAGCAGCUUUGCCAGGAGGUCAGCAGGAUGAUUGGGAGCUGCAAUGGGGAGAAACGAAGAGGCCUCCACCUUGUCCGACCCAAGUCUCCAAAUAUGCAGGACUUAAAGAGGCGUCUGAAGCAGGCUCUGACUUCCAAAGGGAAAUCUGCCACCACGCUUUGAUGUGGCCAACAGAAAUUCUUGUCCACAGCCCUAAAAAAAAGGCAAGAAAAACAAGCUGGUAACAAGAGGCAUGGCUGAAAUUCAGCCAGCAGGUUGUGUGAGAAGCUCUUGCAUUUUGUCUCUACAUCUUCCUUAAAAACCACCUGCUCCUUCUGCAAAGGAACUUAGAGAAUUUGCUCUUUGGGGCAGGAAUUGAGAAACUGGGAUUUAACAAAUAGGUUGUCCCAAAGUAUUUCCUCUUUGAAAGGGAUGCAGUCAAAUAGUUUAGGCUUAUAAUGUGGAUUUUAUUAAUAAAGAUAAUUAAAUCCUACUUGUAAGAGAAGUGGCUUCUCUUGGGGCUGGUUCUAUUCCCAAACAUAGGCAAUAAGCUACAGCAAGAUAUGAGGAGAGUGACCUGAGCUACACUGAGCAAGCAAAAUUUACCAGAUUUUCUCAGUCACAAGACUGGAAAAUAACAGCAAAGAGUAAGAACAUAAAUAGUGAAAAGUAGUAACUGAAAGGUUUUAAAUUGCAGUUCAGAAAGGGUGCUUAGCAACCAGGGAGAGAUUGAUUCAUAUGGAACCUUUAGACUUACAAUGUCUCUUUGAAGGGAGGUUUUUUUUUGAAUCACUAUUUUUAAAGAUUAUUUUUCUUUAAACACAUAUUGGUUGUUUAUGAAAGUGAUGAUAUGGGCAAAACACACACCUGUAGC
This is a messenger RNA of Apus apus (common swift), 2059 nucleotides long. RefSeq names its product ras-like protein family member 11A-like. The transcript has 4 exons. NCBI's taxonomy places the organism in Eukaryota, Metazoa, Chordata, Aves, Apodiformes, Apodidae. Gene Ontology annotation, molecular function: GTP binding; GTPase activity. The record is from RefSeq and is a predicted model, not a curated record. The coding region runs from base 616 to 1368 and encodes 250 amino acids.